AUGCGGACAACUGGGGCCAAACGAGGAAGGACACAGACCCUAAAGCCAGACCCAGGUCCCAGCGCGCUUCUGGGCUCUAACCUGGGAGACUCGCAUCCAGCGCGGGGGAAGCUACUAGUCUCUGCCCUGAGCUCCGUGGCGCAGAGCGCUCCACGCGCAUUCACGCCCCGCUCCUCGCCUGCACCCCCACCCCGCGGCCCGGAGCCCCCGGGAGCUCCAGCGGGCGAGGAACGCAGUGCGGACCUGCUUGGGCCUUGCCUCGGGGUCAGAGGCCUGACUGUGAGCAGCUGCCUGGCUGUCCCUUCUGCUUUCAGACAAGACCACUCCGAGUUUCCCGCAGCUGCAAACAUGUUCAUCAAGAACCCCGAGAUCUCAGAGUCGCUGAGGCUUGGGGAACUCCAGGACAGAGCACGGACGGGGUCGAAGAGAUACUCCCUCCCAGAUCUGGGGAACAGCAGCGUUAAGGAGGGUCUCCAUCUGCGCCACCGGCGCCGACGGGCAGGGCGUGGAGAUUUUGCGCUGGGUGGCACCGGCCAAGCGCGAGUACCCGCGUCGGCACAUGCCGUGCUGAAGGCCGAGCAGGCGGCGGUGUUCAAGUUCCCACUGGCGCCGCUGGGCUGUUCAGGGCUGAGCUCUGCGCUGCUGGCGGCGGGGCCUGGGCUGCCCGGCGCCGCGGGUGCACCACACCUGCCACUCGAGUUGCAGCUCCGCGGGAAGCUGGAGGCGGCAGGCCCUGGGGAGCCAGGCACCAAGGCCAAGAAGGGGCGUCGGAGCCGCACUGUGUUCACCGAGCUGCAGCUGAUGGGCCUGGAGAAACGCUUUGAGAAGCAGAAGUACCUUUCCACGCCGGACAGAAUAGAUCUUGCUGAAUCCCUGGGCCUGAGCCAGUUGCAGGUGAAGACGUGGUACCAGAAUCGGAGGAUGAAGUGGAAGAAAAUAGUGCUGCAGGGCGGCGGCCUGGAGUCUCCCACCAAGCCCAAGGGGCGGCCCAAGAAGAACUCAAUUCCAACGAGUGAGCAGCUCACCGAGCAGGAGCGCGUCAAGGAUGCGGAGAAACCAGCGGAGGUGCCGGGCGAGCCCAGCGACAGGAGCCGCGAGGACUGAGGGCGGCAUAUGGUGCCGGGCCCUGGAUGCCCGCACCGCCCGCAGCCCCCUCACCCGGCGGAAACCUGCGAGCCGGCCCUUCCGCGUCCAAGACGUUUACUUCCUAAAUCUUUUUAUGAUGAUCUUGAAUGCGGACAACUGGGGCCAAACGAGGAAGGACACAGACCCUAAAGCCAGACCCAGGUCCCAGCGCGCUUCUGGGCUCUAACCUGGGAGACUCGCAUCCAGCGCGGGGGAAGCUACUAGUCUCUGCCCUGAGCUCCGUGGCGCAGAGCGCUCCACGCGCAUUCACGCCCCGCUCCUCGCCUGCACCCCCACCCCGUCUGGGGCCUGCCCUCCCGGCCGGGGAGCCUCCAGGCACACACCCGCUUCUGGACGUCGGGGACCGGCGGUUGGGCUCAGGCCACCACGGCCUGAGACCCCCGGGGCAACCGGUCGGCUCGGCCUGGAGGCGGGUUCCCGAUGUCGCUGGGGCCCCUACCCCCUCUUGCGAAGACGGUGACUUUUUUUUUCCAAUAAAAUAUUUUAU
This is a messenger RNA of Mandrillus leucophaeus (drill), 1633 nucleotides long. Its product is annotated as homeobox protein BarH-like 1. The transcript has 6 exons. The coding region runs from base 1 to 1104 and encodes 367 amino acids. Lineage: Eukaryota; Metazoa; Chordata; Mammalia; Primates; Cercopithecidae. The record is from RefSeq and is a predicted model, not a curated record. Gene Ontology annotation, molecular function: DNA-binding transcription factor activity, RNA polymerase II-specific; DNA binding. Gene Ontology annotation, biological process: regulation of DNA-templated transcription.